AUGUCGAAAAGUUCGACCACUGCUUCAUCUGUUAGUUACGACAGUCAAGGAUUGAGUGAUAUAACCGACCCUUUCCAGUUCGAAUCUGCUCUUUAUGGAGGAUUGGAUUAUUUGUUGAGUGCUGGAGAUUUUCUGGGAGUACAGCCUCCUAAGAGAAGAGAUAGCAUGGAUUUGGCUGCAACUCAACGCGACAAUCCAGACGCAAAAGAGGAUUCUGCUCAAGCAAGCCCAGCCAAUGAUAUAGCCGAAUUUUCGCUGACCCCAAUAAUGCGGCAGCUUGACUUGCCAUCUCCUCAAUCGACAGAAUUAACAGGAUCCAAGUUGGCUGAGGAAAUCAUGACCUUCAACGAUAACACCAAUCUGUACCCAUCGCCAGCUCUUUCAUCAAGCCUUUCAUACUCUGAAGAGAAUAUGAUGUUGACGCAUUUCUUCAACAAACUUUUGCCCUUGCUUGACUCUCAUCCUAGUUCGCCGUGGCCAGAAUUGGCUCUGAAGUAUUGCGAUUUUGAGAUUGCAAGAAGCUGUUUUAUAUCGCUUUCGUGCAUGCACUUAUACGAAAGCCGAGGAGAGAAUGAAUUCUAUAAGAGGGGACUUCUCCAUAUAAACAAGACGAUGGAAUACCUGGUAAACUAUGUCAAAACCAGCAAAGAGGGUUUCUCAAAUGACUCACCAGAGAACGAUAAGGUGGUGGAGAGGACCGAGGAUCCGGGUAUCAAUGUUGAGAGUAUUGUUGUGAAUUUGAAAAAUGAUGCGGUCAAUAAGAAGAGGACGAGUUUUUUCGUGAUAUUGCUUCUUAUCUAUGUCCAUCUACUGUUUGGAAUUUUGGAGAGCGGCAGGUCCGCUCUGUCUAGAGUGUUUCUCAAGUUGUUCGCAAGUAUCACCGAGGAUGAAACUUUUCAAGUGGUUCUGCAACGAAUUGACCAAUCGCAAACUCUUAUUUGUGUUCUCUCGUGGUUUGACACUAUUGCGGCCAUUGUCUCGCCAGAUUGCCGUUUACCCUAUUGUAAUCCCCAAUGGUACGGCACCAAGACGGACACUAUCUCCACCGCAAAAAUGAACGGCUGUCCUGGGGAAAUUUUCAAUUGCAUUGCGCAGGUGUGCAAGCUAAGAGCAGACCUAAAAAAGGGCGAAAUGCGGCCCGCUGCGAUCGUCUCGGAGUUUGAACGGAUCAAGAACGAGAUCUUGAACUACAGAGAUUAUGUUCCGUUGAAGCUGCCAGGCGAUACAAACGGUGUCACUUUUGAAUAUGAGGAAAGAUUAAGAGGUGCCCAAUGCUGGUCUUUGGCCGUUUAUAUCAAGCUUCUCGAGGUGUGCAAGGUCUCAGAUGAUUAUCUCGAUGUGAUCCAGCAGGCCACCAGAGAGUUUGUCUUCAUAUACGACAUGCUCAGUCCAGUAUCGCCCAUUUGCACACAAAUGGUUUGGCCCAUAUUCAUUAUCGGGUGCCAUUGCGAGCGUUUACAGGAUAGAAACAAGUUUCGCAAGUAUAUGGAGACACUUUAUCAGACCGUCCAGAUGGGAACGGUGAUGACAAUGCGCAAGAUCGUCGAGGAAGUUUGGUCUACGGGUAAGCAUUCCGAUGAUAUUUUGAUGGGAAAGGAAUGGCUUGGGGCUGGCAUUGAUUAUUUGCCGUAUUGA
Messenger RNA from Kuraishia capsulata CBS 1993, 1635 nucleotides. RefSeq lists its product as uncharacterized. The transcript has a single exon. The record is from RefSeq and is a predicted model, not a curated record. Gene Ontology annotation, cellular component: nucleus. Gene Ontology annotation, molecular function: transcription cis-regulatory region binding; DNA-binding transcription factor activity. The coding region runs from base 1 to 1635 and encodes 544 amino acids. Gene Ontology annotation, biological process: positive regulation of transcription by RNA polymerase II. NCBI's taxonomy places the organism in Eukaryota, Fungi, Ascomycota, Pichiomycetes, Pichiales, Pichiaceae.